AUGAGGUGCCAGACUCUGGCCAUCCCAGAUUCCAGCUCACCGGAUAGUGAAGAGUCUGGUCAAGAGCCCGUGCUGAAGCGUCGACGUAUACGAAGACGGGCCAACGAGCCUGCGGCUCUAAGACAACCCCGGAGUUCCUUGAAGGUGCAUUCCAAGACCUCCUCGACCACACCUACGACACCCUCUAGGAGACGUAACCCCCUACUCCAUCUUCUCCAGGCGGCCGGGGAUGAUGAUGACACCAUAGUCAUUUCAUCGAGAGAGACCACCCCAGGGCCACGGGCGGUGACACCAAGGACCCUCAUCGUGUUAAACUUUGAAAAGCCCAACCCGUGCCUCAUGGGACUGUGUGACAAUUUGCUACGCCAAAUCGUUGAUCUGGUGUCGUACGACAGCCCUAGGACCGUCCACGCACUCCGGAUGUGUUGUCGACGAACGGCCGAGGUGGCUGAGCCGGCGUUUUGUCGAACCCUCAUUACCACCUCGGGUGUACCGUCGAUAGGGAUAGAGAGACUCCUGCAGGCCCGACCAGAACGAUGUGCGUACGUCAAGACUGUGGCCGCAUACCCCAAAUACGCGUCGCCUGCUAAGAGCCUGAAAAAGACGGCCAGGCUUCUUCCUCAGCUCCCCCAUCUCGAGGUCUUGCAUAUCGCUGAGACGUUGUCGAUCGGGGAUAGAAUCAGGCCGAGAGAUCCCAUGGAUGAGAACAACGACGAAUUCUUCUCCGUGCUGAGCAAUGCGAUCACCGACAGCACCUUCGUGAGGCUCAAAGUGUGCACUAUCAUCUCGGCGGUGGAGCGGCCCGUGUCGAUCAAGCGGAUCCUCCAAAGCCCGUGUCUCAGCUCCUUGACGGUGUCGUAUCCUUACGUCGACCCUCAGGACCGCGACCUUCCACGUCGCAACUCGACGCCUUUGAAGCAUCUGACUCUGUUCGUCUCUCCGUUCGCCAACCUGGAAGUCCUCGCAUGUAUAUUGGGCAUGCCCACGGCGCUGGAGACUCUGGCCAUUGACGACAGUUGCCACAGGUUGCCAGACAGUAGCUUCCGCGGCAUUCUGGGCGCGACACUGCCCACCCUGGGCUCCCUGCAACCCGGCCUGAAGACGCUCAAGGUGUAUUGUGUCUCGUCGUAUCUCUACACCGUGUCUCGACAUACGGGAGACCUUGAUUUCCGCUCGCUCCAGCAAUUGCAGGAACUGAGCUUCUCGAACCACGGGGUCUGCCCGGUCAACUGCUUCAUCAACCUCCCUCCUAGGUUGCAGACUCUUCGGUUCAACGGCCCGAUCUCUCAAGAGGUCUUUGUUAAGAAACUCUUCGACCUCUCAACGCAGGACCAGCGCUUCUCGUGUCCCCCAAACAUCAAGAUCGACCUUGAUUACCAGCACUAUAUCGAGCACAAUCCCUGGACGUCGUUCGUCAUUCACGAGGAGGACGGCGAUGCCAGACACAUCGUCCGCCAGACCCGUGCACUGAGAAAGUUGACGGACCGAUUCACGGACUGCAAACGGGUCGUCGUCACCGAGAGGUGGUCAAUUUGGUCACGACGCAUGGAGUUUCGCAAAAAUGGAUGGUUCUGCCUCCAGGACGGGGACCAGACGCUGAACGACAAGGUCGAGGCGCAGGCCCACCAGGCUCCGUGUGCCUACCUCUACCGGCCGACGGUGUUUGGGCGCAACGACCUGACCAUCUUCAAGCAGAAUUACCUUCGACCGAGACCAUGUCAGUGUUGCAAUUUUUAG
Messenger RNA from Fonsecaea pedrosoi CBS 271.37, 1737 nucleotides. RefSeq lists its product as uncharacterized. The record is from RefSeq and is a predicted model, not a curated record. Bases 1 to 1737 code for a protein of 578 amino acids. Lineage: Eukaryota; Fungi; Ascomycota; Eurotiomycetes; Chaetothyriales; Herpotrichiellaceae. The transcript has a single exon.